Messenger RNA from Centruroides sculpturatus (bark scorpion), 756 nucleotides. RefSeq lists its product as uncharacterized. Bases 1 to 756 code for a protein of 251 amino acids. The record is from RefSeq and is a predicted model, not a curated record. Gene Ontology annotation, molecular function: protein dimerization activity. The transcript is spliced from 2 exons. NCBI's taxonomy places the organism in Eukaryota, Metazoa, Arthropoda, Arachnida, Scorpiones, Buthidae.
AUGCUUAAGCGGUUGCUCGAAUUGAAAACCUUCCUUGAAGACCUUGACAAUCCAAGUGUUUUAUUAACUGAAAACCAAUGUAAACAAACAGAAAAAUUAGAGUGUGUCUUGUCAUAUCUUUAUACUGUCACCCUAAAGUUACAAGCUGAAGAUUUGACACCUGGAAAUUUUUUCUUACAGUGGAAAACUUUGAUGCAUCAGCUCAACAAAACUGGAGGAAUUGUUGCUAAUGUGAUUUUAUCUUCAAUGAGAAAAAGAGAGAUUCAGUUGUUAGACAAUAAAAUCUUGUUAGCCGCUAUUUACGUUGAUCCAAUGAAUCAAAUUUUACUAAAUGACAAUCAAAUUGCCUCAGGAAAAGAAAAGCUUCGUGAAAGUACUAUUCGCUUGAAAAAGUUGCCGUUACCUUACAUUUAUGAAUCAAAAGAUGAAAAUAAAAAUAAUGAAUGUAAUGACAACUCGGAAUCAUCAUCUCCAAAAAAAGAGCUUGAUUUCGAAGCAUAUUUGGAUAGUUUAGAACGUCUCAAAGUGAAGCGAAGACAAAAGUAUGACCGUUUAUCAAAAUUGAACGUAGAAGAAGCUAUUUCAAUUUAUCCAGAAAUUAUUCGCGAUGCAGCUAGAUCUGUCACAGCAAUGCCCCCAACACAAGUCAGUGUGGAAAGAUUAUUUUCAGCUUUGAAAAUAAUUAAAGCUGAUUUAAGGGCAUCUAUGAAAGAAGAUUUAAUUGAAGCUAUUUUGUUUCUUAGAACCAUUUUAUAA